Ananas comosus (pineapple) is the source of this 1652-nucleotide messenger RNA. Its product is annotated as enoyl-[acyl-carrier-protein] reductase [NADH] 1, chloroplastic-like. The record is from RefSeq and is a predicted model, not a curated record. Lineage: Eukaryota; Viridiplantae; Streptophyta; Magnoliopsida; Poales; Bromeliaceae. Gene Ontology annotation, biological process: fatty acid biosynthetic process. Bases 194 to 1354 code for a protein of 386 amino acids. The transcript has 13 exons. Gene Ontology annotation, molecular function: enoyl-[acyl-carrier-protein] reductase (NADH) activity.
AGCUCCGCUCUCUCUCUCUCUUCCUCUCCCGCCUCGGUGUCAUCGAACAACCAAAACCCUACUCUCUCUCUCUCUCCCCCUCCUCUUCCAUAAAAGCUCGACGAAGACGACGACACCGAGGAGGAUCUCAACACGGCUCUCCUCUCCCGCUCCACUCCUGCUCCGCAAGCUUUUGGUGAUCGAAAGGAGGGAAAUGGGGGCGUCGGCGACCGCGGGGAUGCAAAUGGUAGCAGCGAGGCCGUGCGUCUUGUCGUCGCAGAGGAUUCUCGCGUCUAGGGCUUCGGUUUUAGGGUUUGAUCGGGGAAUGUGCGGGGAACCUCGCUUCGGGAGCUCUCGCCAUGUCUCCUCCGUUGGAUCUCUUCGGAUGAAGAGUGGUUUGGGGGCUCCUUUGAGGUGCAGUAGUAAGGUCGUUACGAGGGCGAUGUCGGAGGCGAGCGAGAAGAGUGAGGGUUUUGGAUUGCCCAUCGAUCUGAGAGGUAAAAGGGCGUUCAUUGCCGGGGUAGCCGAUGAUAAUGGUUAUGGUUGGGCAAUUGCAAAAGCUCUUGCUUCUGCUGGUGCCGAAAUUCUACUUGGUACAUGGGUGCCUGCACUUAAUAUUUUCGAGACAAGCUUAAGACGAGGGAAGUUCGACGAGUCACGCAAGUUACCUAAUGGUUCUCUGAUGGAGAUAACCAAAGUGUACCCAUUAGAUGCAGUUUAUGAUACUCCUGAGGAUGUUCCUGAAGAUGUCAAAGCUAACAAGCGCUAUGCUGGAGCCUCAAAUUGGACAGUCAAGGAAGUAGCCGAGUCUGUCAAGAAUGAUUUUGGAAGCAUUGACAUUCUUGUGCACUCUCUUGCCAACGGCCCAGAGGUGACCAAGCCUUUGUUGGAGACAUCAAGAAGAGGAUACCUUGCUGCAAUAUCAGCUUCAAGCUAUUCAUUUGUUUCUCUACUCCAGCAUUUCCUUCCUAUUAUGAAUCCAGGUGGUGCUACAGUAUCUUUAACAUACAUAGCUUCUGAAAGGACAAUUCCUGGCUACGGUGGUGGCAUGAGUUCGGCAAAAGCUGCUUUGGAGAGUGAUACUAUGGUGCUAGCUUUCGAAGCCGGAAGAAAAGGCAAAAUCAGGGUUAACACAAUUUCUGCAGGCCCUCUGGGUAGCCGAGCUGCAAAAGCCAUCGGAUUCAUCGAGAAGAUGAUAGACUACUCAUAUUCCAAUGCACCCCUCCAGAAAGAACUACUCGCAGAUGAGGUUGGGAGCGUGGCGGCUUUCCUAGCGUCCCCGCUCGCAUCGGCGGUUACCGGUUCGGUUGUUUAUGUCGACAACGGCUUGAACACUAUGGGACUUGCGGUCGAUAGCCCGACCAUCGCGGUGUAACCAUUUGUUGUAAAAAAAAGAAAAAACAAGGAUGAGCACCUCAGCAGAAAUGUUUUCAUUCUUCUCUUCUUCUGUUUCCCCCCCCUGUUCGGCAGUGGCAUUUGCAUCCUCUAAUAAUGAGCUUGUGUUUCGCCUUUUCGUUUCAAGAACCCUAGGAAACAGGCCCUUCGGAGGCUAUAGAGUGAGUGAUCUGUUGUAGUUGGAGGUGGUUUCAUUAAUGCCAUUGGGUUUUCUUGUUGUUGUCUACAUGAACAACUUUAUUCUGCUUUUAUCAUAUGGGUGUUGAUUGUGGGGCUCA